Messenger RNA from Histoplasma mississippiense, 2292 nucleotides. RefSeq lists its product with no specific name. NCBI's taxonomy places the organism in Eukaryota, Fungi, Ascomycota, Eurotiomycetes, Onygenales, Ajellomycetaceae. The record is from RefSeq and is a predicted model, not a curated record. Bases 1 to 2292 code for a protein of 763 amino acids. The transcript is spliced from 8 exons.
AUGAGGAUCAAGAGUGGCAGAGCUUUGCCAUUCUGCAAGACCUGUGUACAGGCAAAAAUAGCACAUCCAACAUUCACACUGAUGACGAGGACUGUCAAACCCGCGAUGAGAUUCUUCAUGGACCUUGUGGGUGGCGGCUGUACACUAUAUGAUGAAGCUAACCUCCCUACUCAGGGGGGAGCUGAUUAUUGGAUGGGCAUUAUGGAUGACGCCACACACUACAGGUGGAUUAUUCUUAUGAUGUCAAAGGCCCAGGAUGGGUGUAAGGGGAUUACGGGGAUGGAUGAUUUGGCCGGGCAGGCGUGGAUCGGGUGUUUUGAACUCGGCGGCGCCGUAGCAUGGGGGGGUAGGCCUCGUCACCCAAAUCGGCCCCAAGGCUUGGGCGUCAUACGCUGUGAUCAAGUGACGAUGACUUCUGUUGACGAGAUUGCCGAGGACAAGGGUGAAAGAGAAUGGAUAGCUUGGAAAGACAGAGUCCUGGAUUCCAUGGAUGAAAUAGCUACUUUCGUCGCUCACCGUCGCCAGGGUGGUGAUCCCGAAAGGAUUGUACGCUAUUAUCGGGGCUCCUUUAAUAUCUGCAUUCGUAUUGAAUUUAAAGAUACUUGCCCUGAUGCUGUAAUCCGGUUUACUAAAGCUGGGGUCACGGCUUUCCGGGAUGAAAAGGUGGAGAAAGAGGUGCAAGUAAUGAAAUUCCUUCGCCAACAAACCACGAUUCCUCUCCCUCGUUUGAUAAGUUGGGGUUUAACUGUGGACAGCCCUCAACAAUUGGGACCAUUUAUUAUCAUGGAAUACGUCGAGGGAAUACAUUUGUCAGACAUCUUGAAGAAGCCGACUGCGAACAGGGAAGAAAAGGAAAUACUGAACCCUGAUGUUGAUGACACCACAUUGAACAUUGUGUACCGUCAGAUAGCCGAUUUCAUGCUUCAACUUUACAACCUCGAUUUCACUCACAUCGGAGCUAUAUCGGAAGUCGUUCAAGGCCCAAAUACAUGGGCAGUCACUGGAAGGCCCUUGACAUAUAAUAUGAAUGAACUAGCCACAUCCACGGGUUAUCCAAUUGACCGGUUUCCUACAGAGCGCUUUGCAUCUGCAAAUGAAUACUUCAAGAGUCUUGCGGACCAACAUUUGAUCCACCUCCACACCCAGCGCAACCUCGCCACUGAUCCUAAGGAUGCUAGGAGGCGAUAUAUUGCGCGCCAUCUUUUUAAGCAGCUAGCCGCAAGGAACUGUGUCAAUGAGAACGGUCCCUUCAAGCUCUUUUGCGAUGACCUCCGACCUGCCAACAUUCUGGUGAACAGUGAAACCCUCCAGAUCACUGCAGUCCUUGACCUGGAGUUCACAAACGCUAUGCCCGCACAGUUCGCUUACGAUCCACCCUGGUGGCUAUUGUUGGUAGGCCCGGAUAUGUGGCUGGAACGAGGCUACACCAUGGAAGAUUUUGUGGCUCAGUAUACACCUAGACUGAAACAGUUUCUAUACGCCUUGGAGCAGAUAGAAGCUGAGAAGUGUAGGAGAAAGUCCAGUGCACAGCGCAUUUCCAAGUUAAUGCGCAAUUCUUGGACUAGUGGAGAGUUCUGGUUCAAUUUCGCAGCUAGAAAGAGCUUGGAUGUGGAUGCCAUCUUUUAUCGCCAGUUAGACAUGAUUUAUUAUGGGGGUAAAGCUAAUGUCGACUUGCUUGACGACAAGGUACGAGGAGGCUUAGAGUCAUUCGUGGUGGCACCACCACCUCCUGAUCAGGUGGUACGAGAAAACAAAUUUGCGUCGACGCGGGUGUUUUCAGAAUAUGGAGGCGGGAUGUUUAUCAGAGAUGAAUUACAAAGGCUGCUCAGCAUGGAGGCCAGCAAAACCGGAUAUCCCUAUUAUGCCAAUGUGUUCCAUCCAGGCAGACACUGUCUGGAACCUGAUGUAUUCAGUGCGGGAUGGCCCAACGAUAAGGGUGACUCAGCGUUCCUAUUGCUUCAAAAGAACCUCCCUCCGAAGCGCAAGUGUUUCGUCCCCGGAUCGAUAAGGGUGGCUAAACAGACAAAAGCUGGGCAAUUGCUUUGUUUCGCGUCAUCCCACUCACCCCCAGCUGCAGACGCGGAACAAGGCAACCAGAAUCAAAACAAACACCAUGCCCUCAACAAUGAACGUUCCCUUUUACUCCCAAAGAAAGGCGCGUGCAGUCGUGAGAUGAUUGAUUUGACAUCAACACUUCAUAUAGCGUUGGUAUCCGAUUCUAAGCUCGUGAUGGUCAAACGAUUUCAGAGAGGCUGUUGCGAACACGGGACAGGUUCGUCAGUUGGAUCGUAA